ACCAAAGUUUCUGUUAAUAAAAGUAGGAAAAGUUGGUGAACCAUAUUACCCAGUUGCCACUCUUUUCUUCACAAUCUUCCCUUUAUAAAACCCAAAACCCAUUUCAUCUCCCUUAAAACACAAACAUUUGAAGUUACAUACAUUAUUCACAGCCUUUGUCGCUUUACAUAUUAAUUCCAAAUUCCACGAACGCUCUAGUCUUUAAGCAGUUUCCUAAAAUGGAAGCCAGGAGGAUGGAGAUCAUACUCAUUACCUUUGCUGUCGCUGCGACAUGGUGCGCAGGGGGAGUAAAGGCACAGUCAAGUAGCUGCACCAAUGUGCUGAUAAGCAUGUCUCCUUGCCUAAACUACAUUACAGGAAAUUCAUCGACCCCAUCUUCACAGUGUUGCACACAGCUUGCCAGUGUGGUUAGGUCACAGCCUCAGUGUUUAUGUGAGGUGCUUAAUGGCGGUGCCUCUUCCCUUGGUAUCAAUGUUAAUCAAACUCAAGCUCUGGCUCUCCCUACUACUUGCAACGUCCAGACUCCACCUAUUAGCCGUUGUGGUGGUACUGCCUCCUCACCUGCCGAUUCUCCAUCAGGAACACCAGAUUCUCCUUCUACAGGGAACGGUGGAUCCAAAACAGUACCAACAACAGAUAAUGGAACAUCUGAUGGAAAUUCCACGAAGUCGACAUCCUCUUUCUUCUUCUUCUUCUUGCUCUUCGUCGCAUCGUAUGCUUCGGCCUUCUGAGCGACCUUGAUCUGUUGAUCUUUUGCUACAGCAUUAAUUAUAUAUUUAUAGUUAAUUAUACACAUAGAAUUCCUGUAUUGCAUUUUUGUUUUUGUUUAUGUUCUUGGACGGGUAUGUCCUAUGCCUAUAAACUUUUGCCGGAACAGUAUUAUAAUGGGUUUGAUUGUAUGUAUUGCUUCCGGUACUUAAAAAUGAAUAAAUAAAACCGAUUCUUGAUUUAAA
This is a messenger RNA of Ricinus communis (castor bean), 953 nucleotides long. RefSeq names its product non-specific lipid transfer protein GPI-anchored 5. The record is from RefSeq and is a predicted model, not a curated record. Bases 219 to 731 code for a protein of 170 amino acids. The transcript is spliced from 3 exons. Gene Ontology annotation, molecular function: lipid binding. NCBI's taxonomy places the organism in Eukaryota, Viridiplantae, Streptophyta, Magnoliopsida, Malpighiales, Euphorbiaceae. Gene Ontology annotation, biological process: lipid transport.